AUGCGAGACAACAAAGGCUCCACCCCCGGCGACAAGCUCGACAUCAGAACCACUCCACCCAGCAUCAAGCGUUCAAGGGACUGGCAGCAGGCGAUCGCCUUCUGUGCGAAGGUUGCACCGUCCGCACACGUCCCCUACCGCAUGACCGCGCCGCCAAAGUACGUAGCGGCGAUGACGGUGGCCCACGUUUUGCUUCCACCGGGCUCCGUCAAACGGGGCAUUUUCAAGGUGAAGCCGUACUUCUUCACCUCCUUCUCGUACGAGGCAAGGGACGACGGGAAGUGCAGCAGCUGCGGGGCUCUCCUAACGGAGACAACGACGUGCACUCGCGAGGAACUCGUCAAGGCAUUCACAACCCUCGAGGCCGACCUGGAAGCACUAGUAACGGCCGCAGCUGGGCUGGACGCCCUCGCCUUACUGCCCUUCACGGGCGACGCGGUCGCCUCCGGCCCCAUGAUCCGGUUCGAGCCCAGCACGCGACCCCGCAUCCUCGCCCUGCAAGCGCGCGCUGAGGAGGCCGCACAGCGCAUGCGCUGGGGCAUCAAGUAUUUUGCGCGCUAUCUCGCCUACCUGAGCCGGAAGGAGGAGGACGACUUGCACCCCGGCUUCUGGGUUGCUUAUCCCGGCAAACUCGACGCUGAGACGGUGCGCUUCCCCCCCGAGCCGUUGGGAUGGCGCUCCAUCCCCGUCCUCGACGACUAUGCCUUCCGCGCCGCUAGGAUUGUGAAUGCUUCUCCUGAAAGUCCCAGGGAAGUUACGGAGCUCCGUAUGGAGAUUGUCGCGUUUGCGAUGGAGAUGGUGACGGGCAAAGGGUAUGAGGCGGGGGUGGUUUGGGAGUUUCUUCCGCGUCACGGGCUGUCACAUGAGGAUGAUGGACCGGAGGCGCUCAUGGACGCACCACCCCCUUACUCUUCGUAA
Molecule: messenger RNA, 918 nt
Organism: Trichosporon asahii var. asahii CBS 2479
Lineage: Eukaryota; Fungi; Basidiomycota; Tremellomycetes; Trichosporonales; Trichosporonaceae
Exons: 1
Coding region: 1-918 (305 amino acids)
Source: RefSeq, a predicted model, not a curated record